Messenger RNA from Prunus armeniaca (apricot), 1122 nucleotides. The record is from the annotation of a GenBank genome assembly. NCBI's taxonomy places the organism in Eukaryota, Viridiplantae, Streptophyta, Magnoliopsida, Rosales, Rosaceae.
AUGGCCAACAUAUCGACACUCUUCCACAAGUUCCUCUCUCUCUUCAUCCUCCUCCUCCACCUUGGCUGCUUCACUUUCACCACCAACAACCACCACCCUCCAACCAAAAAACACAAGCUCUCUUCCCUUCUCUCUAAACCCACCCUAAAACCCCAAAAAGCCCUCACAGCCUCCUGGUCCUAUCUCAAGCGCAUCUUCACCUCCCCAAGAACCUGCAAGAUCACCUGCACCAACAUCAUCCAAUCCCACCUCUCCACGCCUCCUCGCUCCUCCCACCACUCCAUCGUCUCCCUCGUCCAACCCGACCCGGACUCCAAAUACCCAUCUGGCUCCUUCCCUGAAUCCGACAUUUCGGCCGCUUCCCACCCCUUCUUCCCUCUCCGAAAUGAUAUCUUCCCCUGCACCGCCUGCGGCGAAAUCUUCCCGAAACCCGAGACUCUCGACAACCACCAAGCGACCCGCCACGCCGUUUCGGAGCUCAUAGACGGAGACUCGGGCAAAAACAUCGUCCGGAUCAUUUUCAAAACCGGCUGGACCGAUACCCGAAAAGCCCCCGAAAUUCGCCGGAUCUUGAAGAUCCACAACAGCGAAAAAAUCCUGUCGAGGUUCGAGGAGUACAGAGAGGCCGUGAAGUGCAAAGCGGUGCGAAAUGGCGCAGUUCGGAGGAGGGACGAGCGGUGCAUCGCCGACGGGAACGAGCUUCUCCGAUUUCACUGCUCGACUUUCGUGUGCGACUUGGGACUCAACGGGAAUUCCGGGAUUUGUAAUCGCGAGUACUGUAGCGUCUGCGGGAUUAUUAAAUCCGGAUUCUCACCCAAGUUGGACGGCAUUUCCACGCUGUCGAGUAGCUCCAGGGCACACGUGGCGAUCCCGGAGGACAUCGAGGAGGAGUUUGAGUUCAUGAACGUGAAACGUGCCAUGCUUGUUUGUCGGGUCGUGGCGGGUCGGGUCGGGUGUGACUCGGAGGAGGAUCUGCAUGACGUGGACAAGGAGGGCGGCGGGUUUGACUCGGUGGUGGGGAGAGGAGGGAGUGGGGCCCACACGAGGAUGGAUGAGGAGGAGCUCUUGGUGUUUAAUCCGAGGGCUGUGCUUCCUUGCUUUGUGAUUGUGUAUACAGUGUGA